Molecule: messenger RNA, 1025 nt
Organism: Desarmillaria tabescens
Lineage: Eukaryota; Fungi; Basidiomycota; Agaricomycetes; Agaricales; Physalacriaceae
Exons: 2
Coding region: 265-972 (235 amino acids)
Source: RefSeq, a predicted model, not a curated record
AUAGUUCUCUGUAUUUUUUCUCGUCCUCUCACGACUUGUCACGACAUUUCACGACAUAUUGACUACGACUACUUGCUCGCGCAGUGAUGACUUUGCUUUCUUGUCUCUUGCUUUGUAUGGAUCUUAUAAUGAUCAGGUCUGCGAGAAUUAAUUCUCGUCUAAACAAUGUACGACUCCUUUGGGCCUCGGUAUUAACGCCAAUACGAAACUCUGAUCCCAUCAGCUUCUGUGUCUGUGGGCGCUUAUUUCAUUCUUUUCACUACCAUGACACCGCAGCCCCUCGCAGAUAUCCUCAAAUCCUUUCCGCCUCUACCACCAUUAGAUCCUGGUCACCCAACGGAAUGGCUUCGCAUGGUUGCGUUCAUAGCAUGGUGCCGCGAGGUUCCCAACCGACAAUGGGCAGAUAUCGUAAUCUAUUUCAUUCCCAACGACACAUCCACGAAAGGGAUCCUUUCUCUCAUCCCCACACCUUUGGUGGACUGGGAAAAAUUCGAACCUGCAGCUACUCGUAUGUUGUGUAGGUCGUUCUCCGUUUUGUUCUUCAAUUCGUUUUUUAAUACGACUCAAGCGACUGUGUGUGCUGACGUGGGAAAUGCCACUUUCUUCACUGUCAUCAAUGGUGUCUGGGCUAUACCUCAGAUUGCUUUACGAACAAUCGCUUCUGUAAGGACAGCAUUUGUCUCACGCACUUUUCCUUUGUCGUGGAGGGUUGUGCGCUCGACAUGGCAAGGUGCCGGAGACGUACAGGUCGACCAAGAAGCUAUGGUAUUGAGGUCUUCAGACGGGGUCCAUUUACUCUUGGGACCUGUCACCACGACCGAAUAUCCCAGUACGACCGACUUGUUUGCUGAGGGCUUUACGAUCGUUGCAAGGCCUGGCUCGGGUCCACCUCUGGUGGAGGAAACGUGCUCUCAAAAGAGGUAUUUAGCUUUUCCAAUAGUGGACUCUUCCAAGGUGUCUUCCAAACUUUAAAAACGAUUGGAUACACAUUAGAAAACGUACAAACGAUGUGAAGAGUUGCCGCG